CCUCUUACGGCGGCGGCAUUAGUAAUUUUCUGCUGUGCAUGGUGGUGCUGGGGUAUGAAAUUCACCAAAAUAAACCCACAUCUACCACUUGGUCUUUUAGGCUUGCCUAUAAUAGGAAACCUUCCCUUCAUUAAAGUCGAAUUGCACCGUUACUUUUCGGACCUGUCUCGGAUCUAUGGUCCCAUCUUCAAACUUCGGAUGGAGAGCGUGUUUGCAAUAGUCAUAAACUCGCCUUCACUUGCCAAUGAGGUCCUCAAAAUUCAGGAUGCCAUCUUUGCUAACCAUGACGUUCCAGCAGCCGCUGUGGUCGGCACAUUUGGUGGACUCAACAUCUUAUGGACACCCAACGGUCCUAGAUACAACCGGCCGCGUAAGCUUGUUAUUUGCGAAAUCAUGAGUAAACAAAGCUUGGAUGCUUGCUACGUGCUUCAUCGACGGGAGGUUCGACGAAUGGUGAAGGAGAUUUACGGAAAAGUUGGUUCCUAAGUUAACAUAUAUCAACAAUUAUCAGUAACCGUUCUACGAGUGAUGAUGUGCACGCUAUGGGGUGAUGCAUCGUAAGAUUUGAUUGAGAUGAGGAAACGAUUGGAUGAACUUAUAAGAACAUUUGCAGCAGCGAACGUUUUUGAUCUUUUCCCAAUUCUCGCCCCAUUUGAUUUACAAGGAAUUGAAUCCAAAGCGAAGGAGCAAUUGUCGUGGUUUUAUGGGGUUUUUGAAUCAAUGAUAAAGAACCGAAGAAACAUUGGAGAUGAUGGAAAAGAAAAGGAAAAAAUUAGCAAAGAUUUUAUGCAGCAAUUGUUGGAACUGCACUACCGUGGAGAUGAUAAAAACUCUUUAUCCAUCAACGAAGUCAAAGCUUUACUUCUGGAUCUGAUGGUCGCCAGUAUAGAUACAAUACCCACUACUGUAGAAUGGACAAUAACCGAACUAUUACGCCAUCCAGAUAAAAUGACGAAACUCAUCGAGGAAUUAGAUACGGUGGUCGGAAACUAGAACAUGAUGGAAGAAUCUCAUAUACCUUAACUUGUCUACUUGGAUGCUAUCAUAAAGGAGACACUUCGUCUUCAA
This is a messenger RNA of Gossypium raimondii (Peruvian cotton), 1068 nucleotides long. Its product is annotated as carnosic acid synthase-like. NCBI's taxonomy places the organism in Eukaryota, Viridiplantae, Streptophyta, Magnoliopsida, Malvales, Malvaceae. The transcript has 2 exons. The record is from RefSeq and is a predicted model, not a curated record. Gene Ontology annotation, molecular function: heme binding; monooxygenase activity; oxidoreductase activity, acting on paired donors, with incorporation or reduction of molecular oxygen. The coding region runs from base 574 to 993 and encodes 139 amino acids.